AUGAAUGCACGAGGAGUUUAUCAUGGUCUUGUUGAAGCACAAAAUUUACAUUUGAAUGAAAAUGAUGGAAAGAAAGGUGAAAACGAUGAAGACGAUGACAUGCCAGCAGUUUAUGUUUAUGAUCGAACAAAAUCAUCAAGUGAACAUGUUCGACGUGGAACCAAUACAUCAACUGAAAAAUACGAAAUGACUGAUAAAACCAAUGAAGCAGAAGCAGUUACCGAAUAUACCGGACCUUCACCAUUUUUUAAAAUGCUUGCAAUGAAUCGACCCGAAUUAACCAUUAUUCUAUUUGCUUGUCUUUCAUGUAUUUGUAAUGGAGGUAUUCAACCAGCAUUUGGUGUUGUAUUAAGUAAAGUUAUUGCAGUUUUUCAAAUAUGUGAUCAUGGCGUUCAAGAACGUCGAAUAUUAAUGUAUAUUUUAAUCUUUAUUGGUUUUGGUAUUCUAAUGUUUUUUACUAUGUUUUUACAAAGUUUUCUUUUUUCAAUAUCGGGUGAAACAUUAACACAACGUCUUCGUUCAAGAAUCUUUCAAACUUUAUUACAACAAGAUGUUGCUUAUUUUGAUCAACCAGAAAAUAAUACAGGUGCUUUAUGUACACGUCUUGCAACUGAAGCUUCAGAUGUUCAAGGAGCGACUGGUAUUCGAAUUGGUACUAUGUUACAAAACGUAUCAAAUCUUGGUGUUGGAAUGAUUUUAGCAUUUAUUUAUGGUUGGUCAUUAACAUUACUUAUGUUAGCUUUUGUACCAUUUAUGAUUGUUGCUGGAUUUUUACAAACAUAUCUAAUGACUGGAUUUGCAAAUAAAGAUAAAAAAGCGUUGGAAGAUGCUGGAAAGAUUGCUGUUGAAACUAUAUCAAAUAUACGAACAGUUGCACAAUUAACAAAAGAAAAACAUUUUGGUGAUGAAUAUUGUAAAUUACUUGAGUUUCCUUAUAGAAAUAGUUUAAAACGAGCACAUGUAUUUGGCUUUUUAUUCAGUCUUACUGAUUCAAUUAUGUUUUUCGCACAAGCAGCUUUAUUCUCUUUUGGAGCUUGGAGAGUUGAACAAGGAGCAAUGACUUUUGAAAAUAUUAUGCUUGUACUUAAUUGUAUCCUUUUCGGUGCAAUGGCUGUCGGUCAAACUGCAUCAAUGUCACCGGAUUAUUCAAAAGCAAUCGCAUCAUCAAAAAAAAUUUUGUUGUUAUUUGACCGUGUACCAACAAUUGACAACUCUUCGAGUGUUGGCAAAAAAUUGGAAAAUUUUGAUGGUGAAAUUGUUUUAAAUAAUUUAGAAUUUCAUUAUCCAAAUCGACGAGAAGUACAAGUUUUGAAAAACUUUAAUUUAACAAUUGAGCCUCAUAAACAAAUUGCUCUCGUCGGUUCAUCUGGUUGUGGAAAAAGUACAAUUAUUCAAUUACUUGAACAUUUUUAUAAUCUGACAGGUGGACAAAUAUUAAUUAAUCAAAAUGAAUUAUCAACUUUAAAUCUUCAAUGGUGGAGAAGUCAAAUUGGUUUUGUUAGUCAAGAACCAAUUUUAUUUGAUGCAACGAUUAGAGAAAAUAUUGCAUAUGUUUCUUUUUGGUCUAUUGCAUGUGAACGUCAAACACGUCGCCUUCGUGAAACACUUUUGCGAUCAAUACUUAGUAAAGAAAUAGCUUAUUUUGAUACACAUAAAACAGGUCAACUUAGUACAAGACUGACAGAAGAUGUUAAUAAAGUACAUGAUGGUACAGGUGAUAAACUUGGAUCAGCAUUACAAUUUAUUGCUUCGUUUAUUGCUGGUCUUAUACUCGGAUUUAUUAAAGGAUGGAAAUUAACAUUAGUGAUACUUUCUGUCAGUCCAAUGAUUGUUGUUAGUGCAGCUAUUGUUACACGAAUAACAGCAACAAUGACAUCACAAGAAUUGAAAUCAUAUGCAAAAGCUGGAGCUAUUGCUGAAGAAGUUUUAAGUAGUAUACGAACUGUUUUUUCAUACAAUGGUGCGGCUUACGAAUCAAAAAGAUCAGCAAAAAUAAGUGGUAUUCGUAAAGGAGGAUUCAAUGGAAUUUUAAUAGGUGUUGUUUGGCUUUUGAUGUUUUGUACUUAUGCUUUGGGAUUUUGGUAUGGAGCUAAACUUGUUCGUGAAGAGAAUUUUUCAAUUGGUGGAAUUCUGAUUGUAUUUUUCUCACUUAUUACAGCUAUGUUUGGUCUUGGUCAAGCAGCUCCUCAUCUUCAAUCAGUAGCACAAGCUCAAGGUGCAGCUUUCACAUUAUGGCAAAUAAUUGAUACACUAUCAACAAUUACUAUAAAUAAUUCUGAUGGUGUUAAAAAAGAAGAUUUAAUUGGUGAUAUAAAAUUUACUAAUGUUAAUUUUGUCUAUCCAUCUCGAUCGGAUGUUUCUGUUCUUAAUCGACUUUCAUUUGCAGCUCAACGUGGUCAAACAACAGCACUUGUUGGUUCUUCUGGUUGUGGAAAAGUAAAUAUCUCAAUUCUAUCAAGAAAUUCUUAA
This is a messenger RNA of Rotaria sp. Silwood2, 2469 nucleotides long. The record is from the annotation of a GenBank genome assembly. Lineage: Eukaryota; Metazoa; Rotifera; Eurotatoria; Philodinida; Philodinidae.